CUACCUACGUGCCUCUUAAAGAAGACACGGGCGCUGGGAGCUGAUGCAAUGAUUGACAGGGUUCAGUAGCGCCCCGUCCCGCCCGCGGUCAACAGCGACUUGGACGUUGGAUGUUGAGACAACGACGACAUCCGAUCUCACAGCAGCCUUCCGUGUGAUAUCAACAAACUUGUCUGCCAACGGUUUUCAACAGAUAUCGCGACAAUGGCCCAAGUUCCGGUCCAAACGAUCCAUAGGGAUCCCCAGUUAUUCUACUGGAUCCUCUUCCCCAUCACGAUUGUCAUGAUCCUGACGGGUGUACUCCGACACUAUGCGAGUGUGUUGAUGCAAUCCGCCCCCAAGAAGCUCGAUCAGAAGGCCAUCCGCGAACAGCGCUCCCUUCUCCAUGGAAUCAACUUGCGCGGAAACUUCCACGCCCUCUCCAAGAAGUCGUUCGCCACACGCCGCGAUGCCCUCGUCACAGCCUUCGAGUCGGGCGCCUACCUCAAGGACCCUGAGCGCGCCGGACAGGGCCAGCCCAACCCACUGAGCGAUCCAAGCUCAAUGGAGGGCAUGAUGGGCAUGAUGAAGAACCAGAUGGCCAUGAUUAUCCCCAACACGCUGAUUAUGAGCUGGAUUAAUGCGUUCUUCAGUGGUUACGUUAUCAUGAAACUGCCUUUCCCUUUGACUAUCAAGUUCAAGAGCAUGCUUCAGGCAGGUGUCAUGACCAAGGAUAUGGAUCCCAGAUGGAUGUCCAGCAUCAGCUGGUACUUCCUCUGUAUCUUCGGUCUUCAAUCCGUCUUUAACUUCUUGCUCGGCAGCGAUAAUGCUGCAAGCCAAAUGGCUCAGCAGAUGGGAGGGAUGGGCGCGGCACCCCAAAUGUUCGGCCCCGGCGUCGAUCCCGAUAAGCAGUUCAAGGCCGAGGCCGAGAACCUCGCGGUUAUCGAGCAUUACUCGGUCCUCGACAAUGUUGAGGAGCGUCUUCUUGAGGGCAUUACGGUAUAAACUGAACAAACGGCCUAACCUGAGAUGCCUCGAAACCAGACCACGAAAAUUCUACACGCCGUGAUCAGUUUAGGGUGAAGAAAUAUAAUUGGAUAACAACAUAAAACGCCCCUCCCAAUGCUUGGUCUAGGCCUUGAUUCUCUCGCCUACGUGACGGAGUGGGCCAUUCUACUCCCACCACAGACAGCAUCCCAGUCCUCCUUCCUUCAUGGAACCCGUGAUCUUAUAUGGCGGUAGGAGCUGGUUUGCAGUCUGGUCGACUUCCACCGGGCCUGUUGGUGUUUGGUCGUGCCACUCCUCGCCGAUAACUCGGAAACGGACCAUCUCGUUGUUGUCAAAGUACAGCUCCUGGCCUUCUUCCUUCCAUACCCAGACCUUCUCGGUUGUGUCGCUGAGGAUGAGAUGUUAGCAUGUCCCGGAAAGACGCCAUGGGAAAUGAGCUGGUACUCACAACUCUGAGUUGUCCGGCAGCUCCGCGGCGGGAACAAAGAUAUCAUUAAAGAAGUCCAUGCCAACUGCAGGAGAACAGACGUGUUAGGCUCAAGACAGUGAACUAAAAAUGACAGAGACGGGGAUUGAAGGAUGGAACUGACGGUAUAUGCCUUCCUCGGUCUGGUGGGUGAUGCGUGCGAGAAUGACUUCGUGCUUGAAUGGCCUGAAGACCACCAUCUCGAACUCAACUGCAUAACAUGUCAGUGAUGACAGGAGAGCACUAGGAUACGAAUUUCAUCAUACCGUUCACGUUGACUAAACCACUGCCAUGACCUAUCUGACCUUCUGAUGUCCAAGUGACAUCCCACAAGCAGACGAAAAGGCCGACUUUCUGUACCACCUGUAGGCCAAGACAGCGAUUAGAU
Molecule: messenger RNA, 1841 nt
Organism: Neurospora crassa OR74A
Lineage: Eukaryota; Fungi; Ascomycota; Sordariomycetes; Sordariales; Sordariaceae
Product: DUF850 domain-containing protein
Exons: 5
Coding region: 205-984 (259 amino acids)
Biological process (GO): protein folding in endoplasmic reticulum
Cellular component (GO): EMC complex; membrane
Source: RefSeq, a predicted model, not a curated record